AUGGUGAGUAAACUCUUGGAUUGUUUUAAUAAACUGCUGAGACUCUCUCCCGUUGAGGAUUCUAGUCAACCGUUGGAAAGUAGUCAAGUUAUAUCACGUAUAAUUGUUGAGUAUCAAGUGAAACUUGAAAAUGAUAAUGAAUCGAUUAAAUCAGGUGAGGAUCUAGAGGAUUACAUUGAUUGGGCACUGCCAAAAUAUUUUAAUAUAGAUAUAAUAGAUGAUAAUUUCAUUGUAAAAGAAAAUGAAGACAAUUGGACAUUAUUUUUACAACUUAUAAUUACAAAUAAUGAGAAGGAAUUGAUUAUAAAAAAAUGUUUAUUACAAAUUAUUAUAGCAUUGAUAAGAGUAUCGUUCAUUAACAAACAAAAGAUUGGUAAAUGUUUAAAAUUCCAAAACAGUCUAAAAGAUACCCUAUUUACAAAAGAUUCUGAAUUCGCAUUGGAAGAGUCAUUAAGACAGAUUUUGAACACCUUGUAUACCGAAACUUUAUCAGUUUCUUCCACAAUAGAUGACCUAUUAAACUUAUAUGACAAUUUCACUCGUUCAAAAGAUAUUAUAAACACAUUAGCAUUACAAACUACAGAGACACUAUCACAAAGUUAUUUUUUGUUUCAGAAUUCCUAUAAAAUAUUCUCAAUUAAAGAUGCAUUGCCACCAAAAUCAAAGAGCAUAGCAAUAAGGUUGUACCUUCAAUUAAAUAAUGUAACCUCUAAUCGAAUAAUGACAAUAGGUUGUAACCUUUUCUUUGAAAUAAAAGAGGGUCAGCUCUUUUUGUCUGAUGAUGAAUCUAUUAUUGGUCUGUUUGAUUCUUUUGAGUUUAAACCAUUACAAAUAUAUUCCUUAUUAAUAAAUAUAGAAGGUACAGAUAUUACAUUGUACAAUGACGGCAUAUUAAUAAAUAAAUUACAAUUAUUUGAUGGUGCAAUUUCUAAUUUAGCUAUAGUUGAACUAGGGUCCAUGAUGUCAUCAUUUAAAGUCUUCCGCUUUCAAAUAUUCUCAGGGAUCAUUGAUGAUACAGUCGCAACUCUAUUACAUCAGGCCGGUAGUACUUAUUAUAAAUCAAGUUGUUAUGAACAGCAAUUAUAUGGGCUUGAUUAUGCCUUAAGAAAGGCUACAAUAGUAAAGGCGAUGCAGUCCACCCCUAAUGGGAAUUUAGAAUCAUCAUUUUUGAACUUUUCAGAUGAUUCUUUGAUUAUAGAUCUCAAUCCUAAUUUCGAACUUGCUAAUAUUAAUGAGGAUAAUUAUAUUUUUAUUGAAAAAAGAGCUUCUACAAAUAAUGAGAAUAAUGUUUUGGACUCAAGACCGAUAUAUUAUUACAAGAGUUCAAAUUUAGUUUCUAACUUUGAGGCGGUUGAUUGUUUUUCUCAAAUUAUUAAAAUUUUAGGAGAAUGUUCAAACUUUGAAGAAGUAUAUGAAUUAUUAAACCAUUUAAUAAAAUUGUUAAAUGAUUAUAGACUACGAUACAUUUUUGAAAAAGAUUUUGGAUUUCCAAUUAUUAAGCACAUAUUAUUGAAUAUUACUAUACCUACUUUAAAAAAAACAUUACCAUUACCAAUAUUAAAUUUAUUUCUAGAGUUUUGUGGAUGGGAUAUCUCAGAUGUCGAGAACUCAAUCAUAAAAAAUGAAUCAGCAUAUGACAAUAUAAUAUUAGAUUUAAAAUUAUGGUAUGCAUAUUCUGAUGAUAAUGAACAGACAUUGAUUGGUCAAGAAAUACUUAGAUUUAUACUAUUUCAGAUUACCACGCAGGUGGAUGCAUCAAUUUUCAGCUCUUAUAACUUGAAAGUAAUGCAAAAAUUAUAUUUUAUUCAAAAGCUCAGUAACAGCCAGCAUUUAAUUGGUGAAUUAUUUCCAACAUCCAAUGUCCUUUUUGAACUGAAGCAGGAUCUUGUGAAUAUUUAUUAUACUCUCAUCAAAAGAGACAUCUCUAGAUUUAAAUUAAAAUAUAUCUUUAAUUUUGCAUUUUAUGAGAUAAAGCAGGGCUUUUUUGUAAGUGGUGAUAUUUUACUUAAGUCUUUGGAAAUUGCAAUUAAUGAUACAAUUGAGAAUAAUGACAUAAAAGGACUUGUGCUUAUUUAUGAAUCAUUGCCUACAAAAGAUAUUCUUCUUGUACUACAAGAAAUCAUUGAGAAAAAAGAGAAUCCAAUAAUACCCUUGAGAAUUAUAUUAAAACUCCUAGCUUCAAAUAGCUCUAACUUAGAAAACUUUGGGAAAAGAUCUGGCUUUAAGGUGCUAUUAGAAGUUUUAAAAGGCACGGAAUUUUUAUAUUAUGAGGAAAUAAUACUUCUAUUGUUCUUUCAAUCUUUUGAGGAUUUUGAUUACAUUAAAAACUCACCAAGCGUAGAAAGCUUUGUGAAUUGUACAAUAUCCUUCAAAAAAUCUAUUGCACUUAAAGAUAUUUUGGAAUUAUCUAUUCGCUUAUUAGAAUGGGCAGUAAUUAAUGAUAUUGAAGAAAAGUUUGAAGUUGAAUUACCAGAUUUUAUUUAUUCUUUUAUUUCGCAGUUGGAUACUUUAAUGUUGGAUACAAAAAAUGUGGAUAUUCUAGACGUUCGCACGAGUAAUAUCUUAAAUUCUUUAAGUGAUUUACUUCUAACAAUGACAAAGCCACAGAAUGGAAAUGUUUACGAAAAAUCUAGCAAUUUGUUACAAAAUCUCAUCUCUAAAACAUUAAAAUAUAAUAUAAUAUCAAUGAACACUAAAAAUUUCGAACAAUAUAUCCAGGAAUUCUUUUACCUCGAUGUAGCAUUUACCCAAAAAUUUGCUAUUUUUUCAGGUAAUAAACAUCCUUAUUAUCUAUAUAUUAAUAUUGAGAAAUAUUUCAUAGAAGUGGUAUAUGAAUUAUUAGCAAUGGAUGUCAAAUUUUCCCUAAAACUUAUGAGCUCCCCUUUUAUGUUCCCUAAUAUAAUUACAAUAUUUUCUGCAAUGAUUAAGAAUUAUGUAGAAUUGGAUUUUUCUACUGAAUUUUACCUCGCAAGUUUAUCAAUUUUAUUAAUAUGUUUAAGAAUAUGUUUAACUGAUGAUAAAUACGAUCAGAAAACUAUAUCAAAUUCUGAAUUGGUCAAAUUAGUUGUUCACUUGGUUGUCAAAUUACAGGCAUUAGUUAUCAAUAAAAGGUUAGAAUGGGAUGACGAUUUUUUUAAUCAAUAUCUUAAACUAUUAUUAAAAUAUAAUGACAUUUUAUUUGAAAAUACUAAUGAAAUCCUAUCUUCUAACAUAAUUUGGCUUAUAUUUAUUUUUAUUGGUUACAAUAUAAAUGCUCAGCAAAUAAAUACAGAGUCAUUGGAUGUAAUCGGGUCUAUUUUAACAAGUUGCGAACAGAAUCAAGAAUAUAUUCUUAAUGAAUUGGAAUUUAAAGGAAGAAAAGAUUUACUUUCAAUAAUCAACUUAUUUAAAUCUGCAAAAAAUGAGGAGGCUAUAAGUUUACUAAAGAAAAAUAAAGAUAGACUGCUCACUGAAAAGCAAUGUAACAAAUUUUUGGGUAUAUCCUUUCAGAUUUUAAAUGUAACUGAUUUUAGUAGAAACAUCUCAACAACAGAACUUAAUAAUAUAGUGUUUAAAAGCAAACAAGAAGACAUGGAUAGGAAUUUUAUUGCAACCGAAAAGUUAUAUAAGAUAUUUUUGAACAGUCUGGUCGAAAAGAGGAAGCUGAUAAUUAGAGAAGGUGACAAGGAGGUUAAAGGUUUUUUGACGGAUUGUGAGGAGGAAUACAUGAUCAAUAGAAAUGAAUAUAAGGAAAUAAUCUUUAAAAAUUCUUUAAUUUUAGAUGCCUAUAACUCAAAAUAUUUACCAUUUGACUGGUCUUUAGAUGAUAUUGAGGAUUUUCAAAAAUCUAAGAGAAAAUUAGUAAGGGUCCCAAAUAAUAAAAAACUUCAUGAGGAUGAUCAAUCUAGAGAGCAGUAUUCCUUAAGGAAAGGAAAAGAAAACAGAGAAGAUAACCUUUUCAGUGACAGUUUAAAUUCUUACGAGGUAAUAUCUAACAUAAGUUUUGAGAAUGAAAAUGAUUAUGAUUCUACUGAAGAGAAUCAUAAAAUAUUAAAAGUAUUGAAACCAAAGGAUUCUAUCAAGGGUAUAUGGAAUUGUAGUAGAAUUAUUGGUUUGGAGGUUAAGGAAGGAAUUUUAAUCUACGGAUUAACUCAUAUGUAUUUUAUACAAAAUUAUUUCUUUUCAAAAAGUCACAAAAAUAUUGUCAACAUAUCUAAAGCACCAAUUGAGGAAAGAGAUAUAAAUAUAGAAUUGAUUGGUAACUCUCCUAAGAGUAGUGUAUUCCAAGAACAUGAAGUUGUUAUUUGGGAGAAUUCUAGUCUGAUUCAUGUUACACAAAGACCAUUUUUACUGAGAGAUGUUGCGUUUGAACUAUUCUACUCUGAAGGAAAAAGUAAUUUAUUCAGUUUUAAUAAUAAAGAUACUAGAGAUGAAGUGUAUUCUCGAAUUAAUAAGAAUUGCAAAUCCUUUGGUAUGGAUCCAAUGUUGAGAAUGGUAUUAGAUGAAAUUAACAAGCGCAACUCUGGCGUAGGACUAAAAAAUGGUAUUUCACAAACCAAUCUUAGAAAUAAGGUUUUUAAUGUUUUAAACACUUCAACUUUUGAUGGAUUUGAAGCAACCCAAUUGUGGGUGAAGGGCGAAAUAUCUAACUUCUAUUAUUUAAUGAUUUUGAACACACUUGCUGGAAGAUCUUUUAAUGACCUGACUCAAUAUCCAGUUUUCCCUUGGAUUAUUUCUGAUUGUGUUAGUGACACUAUAUCAUUAAAAGAUAAAAAUAUUUAUAGAGAUUUGAGUAAACCAAUGGGUGCUCAGACUGAAAAGCGUGCAGCUCAGUUCAAGGAGCGUUACGAAUCUUUAGAGUCCCUAAAAGAUCCAUUAUCUCCACCUUUCCACUAUGGAACUCACUAUUCCUCUUCAAUGAUUGUCUCUUCAUAUUUAAUCCGAUUGAGACCGUUUGUUGACUCAUAUUUAUUACUUCAAAGUGGAAAAUUUGGACCAGCUGAUAGAUUGUUUAAUUCGAUUGAACGUGCAUGGUGCUCUGCUUCAAGCGAAAGUACCACCGAUGUUAGAGAAUUGAUUCCUGAAUUUUUUUGCUUACCUGAGUUUUUAAUCAAUGUUAAUAAAUUAAAUUUUGGUAAAGAUCAGAAAAAUACGCAAAUAGAUAAUGUCUCUCUACCUAAGUGGGCAAAUGGGGAUCCAACGGUGUUCAUAUGGAAAAAUAGAGAAGCCUUAGAGAGUGAAUACGUUUCUGAAAACCUUCAUCAUUGGAUUGACCUCAUCUUUGGUUAUAAACAAAAAGGGCCUGCAGCUAUAAGUUCAAUUAAUGUCUUCAACAAAGUAAGUUAUCCGGGUGCUGUAAAUUUAGAUAACAUUGAUGACCCUAAUGAAAAACGAGCAAUAACAGGCAUGAUCCAUAAUUUUGGGCAAACACCGUUACAAAUUUUUUCUGAACCACAUCCUAAACGUAGUGGUCUCAAGCCGUUUCAACUUACAAAAUCUAUUUUAGCAUUAAAUGGAACAUGCUCCGUUAUAAAAAAUAUUGAACCCAAGUCACAAUCAAACGUAACAAGGUUUAUAAAGUUAAGCAACAAUUCCAGUAAUAACAGUAAAUGGCAGUCAUUUCCUAAGACACAUCUGCCAGCAAUUGGUGGAUUUGAUGUCAUUUUAGAUAAUAAAUUUAGAACAAGCCUAACGAUUGGCAACAAAGUAUUUUCAUAUUUGCAUGAUGCACCAAUUACUGAGAUUAAUGGUGAAGGAAAUUCAUUAAUAUUCACAGGUGAUGAUAGUGGUCUAAUAAAAAUAUGGAAGUUAGAUACAGAAAAUAGUCCUUCAAUUAAAAAUAUUAGCAUAUUUAGGGGGCAUAGAAGUACUAUAAAACAGAUAGAAUUUUAUUAUGAAUAUAGAGUAAUAAUAUCGCUUGACAUUAGUGGAAUGAUAAUUUUAUGGGAUGUAAAAAACUUACGUUUAAUAAGAUAUAUUAAAAACAGCAGCAGUAUACUGGCAAUUUCUCAAGGGAAUGGUGAUAUUGCAGUUGUAUCAAAAAAUAAUACCGUCUCUUUCCAAAAUAUAAAUGGUUCUAAUUUUUGCAACAUUGAUUUUAAAAACCAUAUCAUAACUUCGAUUGAAUUUUUUAAUAUUUCUAGUUUGGCAACAGGACAAUUGAGGCAUGUAUUUUGGCAAGAAAAAGAUGUCAUUCUCAUAGGCUUCGAAGACGGUAUUAUUGAAAUAUAUGUAUUAUAUUUACUAGAUUCUGGAGAGUGGUCACUGAAAUUACUGAAGGUUAUCAAAUCUACUAUCUCAACACCAAUAACAUCAAUUAAGCCUCAUUUAAAUAGUCUAUUUGUUGAUGAUUAUGAAAAAAAUAACUUUGUUGAAAUUAUUGCAGGAGAUAGUAAUGGAGACUUAUAUAUAUGGUCAUAA
Molecule: messenger RNA, 6399 nt
Organism: Tetrapisispora phaffii CBS 4417
Lineage: Eukaryota; Fungi; Ascomycota; Saccharomycetes; Saccharomycetales; Saccharomycetaceae
Gene: BPH1
Product: Bph1p
Exons: 1
Coding region: 1-6399 (2132 amino acids)
Biological process (GO): intracellular protein localization
Cellular component (GO): membrane; cytosol
Molecular function (GO): protein kinase binding
Source: RefSeq, a predicted model, not a curated record